AUGGUUAGCCAGCUCUUCACCGCUUCAAUUCUGUUUGCAAGUGCCCUGGCUGGAAGUCAUGAGUUCAAGUUCUACUGUGAGUCAGGGGCUUGUGAUGAGUCUACGUGCAGUGGCAUUAAGGACAUCACCGAAUUCACUACUUGCUAUCAUGACAAGGCGACAUCUGACGGCAUCACGUUCCUAACAGUGGAUACUUACAAAGGAAAGACGAGCGAGGAACUUUGCGCGAAUAAGGAUCCUAUUAACGGAGGCGAUCUCUUCACCAUUUCCCCUAAGAUUCCCACGACUUGGACAGCUAACAACAUCACGCUUGUCGUUGAUGGCACUCCCGACGCCACGGCAAAAGCCGAUUGUAUGAGUACACUGAAGUUCGCGACUUAUACAUUGGUGGAAGGUGUGAAGGAAGACACAUUCAAGGCAGCUGUGUGCACUGACAAGAAGGUACCGGAUGAGAAGGUGGCUACAGAGGUUGAGUGGAAGGCUCUAUACACCGACAAGAACACGAACAGUUUUACGUUCUUGUUCCCCCAUGUUGGCAACUACGUUACUAUACAAGGCGAAGCAGCGAAGUGCAAGGACAUCACCUACUCGUCGUUGUCUAUGCAAUUCUCAGACUCGAACGUAUUGAGCGGUAGCGGGGUCGGCGCUUCUGUUCUGGCUGGAGCUACGAUAGCUCUGGGCCUCUCAGCUCUUCUCUAA
This is a messenger RNA of Gregarina niphandrodes, 699 nucleotides long. RefSeq lists its product as hypothetical. The transcript has a single exon. The record is from RefSeq and is a predicted model, not a curated record. Bases 1 to 699 code for a protein of 232 amino acids. NCBI's taxonomy places the organism in Eukaryota, Apicomplexa, Conoidasida, Eugregarinorida, Gregarinidae.